GGAAGGUAGUAUAGAGCGGCGAUAGGUGCGCGCGCAGGGCGGCGGGCGCGGCGCGGCCCGUCAGUCCGGCCGCCCCCGCCGCUCGCUCCGGUCCCGGCGCCGCCGGGUGCUGUGCCGGAUGCCGCUGCCGGCCGCCGCCUGCGAUGGUCCACGCCGGGCCGGUGCGCGCUCCUACCCGCGCUAUGUUCACCGCCGCUGAGACCAAACCGCGCCGCGCCGUCUCCCCGCUCGGUAUUCCGAAAUCCCCGUCGUUCCAUUCGGGUCUCGAUCUGGUAGCUAGUCAAACUACCAAGCGCUCCGAAAGCGUGUCCGACGUCGCUCGUGCGUUCCGUUUUGCUCUUUUCUCUGGUGGAAUGGAGGCCCCGGGUCCGCCGCAGAUGGCGCCGUCGCCGCCGGGCGCGCGCAGCCCGCCUGCAGCUGCGAUCACACCCGAACGGCUCGCCGUGCCCGCUGAUAAAGAGAGCCUCAUGGUCCAAUUGCCCAUACUUAAAGAUGCGCCAGCCGCCGAACGCGAGCAGCUCUUCGUACAGAAGCUACGACAGUGCUGCUUGCUCUUCGACUUCGCUGAUGAACCCCUCUCAGACUUGAAGUGGAAGGAGGUGAAGCGCGCCGCGCUGUUGGAGAUGGUGGAAUAUGUCACGUCGCAGAGGGGAGUCGUCACUGAGGCGAUAUACCCUGAGGCGGUUAAUAUGUUCGCCAUAAACCUCUUCCGAACACUGCCGCCGUCGUCCAACCCCAACGGCGCAGAGUUCGACCCCGAAGAAGAUGAACCCACACUCGAGGCUGCCUGGCCACAUCUUCAGCUAGUCUACGAGUUGUUCCUGAGGCUAUUGGAGUCUCCGGACUUUCAGCCUAAUGUGGCCAAGAAAUAUAUUGACCAGAAGUUUGUGUUAUCGUUGCUAGACCUGUUCGAUUCCGAAGAUCCCCGCGAGAGGGACUUCCUCAAGACGACGCUGCACCGGAUAUAUGGAAAAUUCUUAGUGCUGCGUGCCUACAUAAGGAAACAGAUCAACAACGUCUUUUAUAGGUUUAUAUACGAGACGGAGCACCAUAAUGGAAUAGCCGAAUUACUGGAGAUCCUCGGCUCCAUCAUCAACGGCUUCGCGUUGCCGUUGAAGGAGGAACACAAGAUGUUCCUCCUUAGGGUGCUGCUGCCUCUACACAAGGCGAAGUCUCUGUCCGUGUACCACCCCCAGCUAGCUUACUGCGUAGUUCAAUUCCUGGAGAAGGACCCCUCGUUAACACAACCCGUAGUUAGGGCGUUAUUAAAAUACUGGCCAAAGACGCACUCACCCAAGGAGGUGAUGUUCCUAAACGAGAUGGAGGAGAUCCUCGACGUGAUCGAGCCCGCGGAGUUCCAAAAAAUCAUGGACCCUCUCUUCAGGCAGCUGGCUAAGUGCGUCUCCAGUCCACACUUCCAAGUGGCCGAGCGCGCCCUCUACUACUGGAACAACGAGUACAUAAUGUCCCUGAUCUCGGACAACGCCCACCACAUCCUGCCCAUCAUGUUCCCGUCGCUGUACCGGAACACCAAGAGCCACUGGAACAAGACCAUCCACGGGCUCGUCUACAACGCGCUCAAGCUGUUCAUGGAGAUGAACCAGAAGCUCUUCGACGAGUGCACGCAGCAGUACAAGCAGGAGAAACACAAAGAGCGCGAGCGCCUCCUGCAGCGGGAGGAGCUGUGGCAGCGCCUGGAGGCGCGCGCGGCCCGCGCGCCGGCGCCGCCGCCCGCGCCGCGCCGCGACGACGGCAUCCAGUUCGCCGACGACGCGCCCGACCUCAGCUACUCGAGGAUCGAGAGGGAGGCCACCCAGGCUCGCAAGCAAGGUCUAACCGCAGCGAAGCCGGCGCCGCUGCUCCGCAAGAAGUCGGAGCUGCCGGCCGACUCGGGCACCGUGGCCGCGCUCAUCCAGCACCAGCGCGCCGACCAGUUCCUCAGCACGCCGCCCGACCCCGACCACUGCUAGCGGACAUUAACAACUACAAAACGGGCACCAGCGCUCCCCAGCCCAUCCUCGAAAAAGUGAUCACGUGACCGUGGUCACCAUGGUGGCGGACAGUGGUCAAUGAUCAAUGGUAGUCGGAACAGUGAUCAAUAGUCGUCGGAACAGUGACAGCGGCAGGACGCUCUAGUGACUACGCCUUGUGGUAUAUAUUGAAACCGAUCGGCGGUAAUGAGAAACUAUUCUCCUCGCUUCGCUCGUCGUCGUAUCUCGGAGAAAUAUAAUGCUGGUAACUACGGAUUGGUCUGUAUCCAAAUAUCUAUUCAGGAAAAUAGACUUGCAGCAAAUGUCUAUAACCCUGCAAGUACACGGCAUAAUCAAAUCGAGUUUUAGUUCUAAGUAAAUACUGUAACACAAAAAUCGCUCUAGUACAGUUGAGUUUCACAAUCGUCUUACCAACGUUAGAAAAAUAAUUGUAUUAAUGUUUAAGAUGUUUGUGAACUUGAUCGUAUUAAGAAAGGGCCCUAUAUAUGAAGAUUCGGUAACUGUUCGAUUAUUUUCGUCCACUGUUAUCACCGUGAUCGCAUUAUAUUACUGAAUUAGUAUGAAGAAACGGCAAUUUUUAAAAAUGUACAUGUGUAAUGAGUUUUUCGGAACUUAUGUGGGUAAUUCCACGAGACUGUAACGUCAGUAGCCAAUUCUUUCAUGUGUUCUUACAUUAAUUAAGCAAAUUUAAGUGUCUGUAUAUCUGGCGUAGCCCUACAGUCAGAUAUCUGGAUUCUUAAAUAUGCUUAAUUAAUGUAAGAAAGCGACUGGUAAAUAUCAUUUGAUAUUUACCAGUCGCUUUUCGGUGAAGGAAAACAUCGUGAAGAAACCGGACUAAUCCCAACAAGGCCUAGUUUUACCCUCUGGGUUGGAAGGUCAGAUGGCAGUCGCUUUCGUAAAAACUUGUGGCUACGCUAAAUCUUGGGAUUAGUUGUCAAGCGGACCCCAGGCUCCCACGAGCCGUGGCAGUAUGCCGGGACAACGCUAGGAAGAAGAAGAUAGGUAUGAGGGUCUACCGCGUAUUUUUUCGAUUUCGUUAUCUGUCUCUCUAUCGCUCGAAUAUGCACGAGUGAUAGAGAGACAGAUAACAAAAUUUCGAUUCUCGCAACAGACCCGGUACGGUAGGUUAAAAAUUCCUACAAUAUGCAUGAGAAUGGUUAGGUAUCGAAUCUACUACUACUUUUAUUACUAUGCAAUCGCCGUAAUAAGGUGGACGGAAUUUUGUAUCGCCAAUUUUUUUGCGAAGACAAAAAGUGAAAAUAUAUAAUGUGAAAAUAUCGACAAUUUUCCUAUAAAGGUGUUUCAAUACUAUCCGUUGAACACCGCACGUGACAGAAACUCCGCCGAGUUAUAUAGUUAGUACGCAUACUUAUAUAAAAAUGUAGUUCUGUUGAUGUUUUUAUGUGAUCUGUAGGCUUAGCAUAGGAGCGCCGCGAUAGUAUCUCGCGAGACUUCCCUUCCCUCUCUAAAUAAUACAGUUAGAAAACGUCGGGUAGUCUAGUUGGCGCGCGAGAUACUUGUGGGACUCCAGUGCUAAGUCCACUGUGGUACGACAGUUGAACGUUUAACAUUAACAUAAAUAUUGUCAUAUUUAUACUUGCCAUAGCAAAUUGUAUUUUGUUUUCAUACACAUACGACUCAUAAUAGUGUGGAAAGUAGUUUUGAAAAACGUUCAGCUCUCGGUCCAUUUAUACCUAAAUAUGUGAUCUAAAUGUUGCGAGAAUGUGUCUAUAGAUUUCAAUAUGAAUCACAGAGCGCCAGCAAGCUUGUAUUACUUAAAUUAUUUUUAUAUUUAAAUAUAUAUAAAUCACCAUUCCAUUGAAAACCAACUGGCAUUGCGGUAUAGUGAAAAAGAGAUAAAAACAUUCUAAUGCAUUUGAAGCAUAUGAUAUUGAUAGUCUAUUUUUGACCUUACACUGAAGUACAAUAAUUGUACGACUCUUAAAAUAGAUUACCAUAUCUGUCUGAGUUAUGACUACGUACUAAGCGCCAAUGUUUUUACCCAACAACGGCAAAACCAACUUUUAGCAGUCUAUACAUUAUAUGUGGCUGAGAAAUACCUAAGUAUAUCCUAGCAUAGACUGCAUUUGAACUGUAGGCUUGGCAUGAGUGCACCGCGACAGUACCGCGAGAUAGGCGCCGACUACCCAUCUGUUACUAACUUUAUAAAUUAGAAAGGGUCGGACAGUCUAUCUCGCGCGAGAGAUACUGUCGCGGCGUAUUUGUGUUUCGAAACGAACCCUUUGACUGCCUAAGACGGCCACAGGCAUACACGGUUACAGUUUAAUGUUAACUUCCGUUCAUUCCAAUAACGUUUACGGUGGAGAGUUAUAUGUAACGGUGCCAUCAGAUAUAUCGGAGCGGCCGGGGUGCUCAAAAAUAGCCGAACACGCACUCUAACGCCAUGACAAUAGAGGCGUGUUCAGAUAUAUUUGAGCACCUUGGCUGCGCCGAUCCAUCUGAUGGCGACUGUAACAGGUGUAACGGGCAAAGGGUUAAUCGAUCCAAACUGAUACGAGGGCGUUUUCUAACAAAAAUACUGAAAAUCUGAUUCUUAAUAAUCUGGACAUUUUGGGCUCAUUCUACUCAGAAUUGAUAGCAUUCUCCAUCCUACCACUAAAAAAUAUGUCCCAAAAUGUCAGUUCCAUUACGUCACGUUUUAGUGUGAUUUUUCUUUUACUUGUAUGUGCGUGACGUAGUGGACUACAAUUUUCAUACAUUGGGACUUUUUUGCAUCAGUAUUGAAUAUGCUAGUGAUUCUGAGUUAAAAGAAGCCAAAAACACCAGGAUCUCUGAGAAUCAGUUCUACAAUAUUGUGUUUUUAGGAAAAGCUCACGAAAAUUAUAAUUUAUAACUAAACCCGCACAGACUUUUGGCCGACUCGCUUCAUUCAUCUAGCUGUUAUAAUCAUGUUUAUAUGAAGCCAUUGUAAUAUAGUUCUAUUUAUUAUUUACGAACCAAAUAUGCAUUGACUUAUUUUUAACUUUGUAACAAGUUACUAGGUAUGUGUUUGUGCUAUUUGUUAUAAUAUAUCUAUAUUGUGCAACUCACAAAGGAAUACAGUAAUAAGUAAAAGAGGAAAUUCAUUUUCUCGUGCAUUUUUUUUUUCAUAUAUGAGUAAGGAGUUGACUUAUAUCAAAAGAGUGAUCAUUGUCAGAUUUCCUGGGUUAACCCUUUUCCAGGCCGCACCAAUCUACACGGUUUUCCCAAAAAAUCCAAAUAUAUUCCAAUUAACCCAGUUUUGACGAUUCAUUUGAAGAAAACUAACAUUUCCUGAAAGUGUAAUCCAAUUUGAACAUUAAAUCGGAAUGCUAAAGUUGAAAUUCUAAUGGCGCGUAUGUGGUCGAUAAAUCGUACUAUGCAGGCAUAGUUCCAGGGAAAAGGGUUAAGACCUGGUUGAAAAACCAUAUGUCAUACCUGACGAUUACUCUUCUACGGUUUUAUAAUAUUGAUCAACUACUACACUAAAGUAAGAACAAGCUAAGUUGGCAACGGAUUUUGAUCCAGUCUGUGAAAAUGUUAAGUAAACGUCUUAAAUCUAAAAUAACACUUGCACUCUCUGAGCUAUCAAAACAGCUGCCAACUUAUCUUGGUCUGACUCUAACAAAUUCCGUAAGUAAAAGUAAAAAAUAUUAAAUUAAGAAUCACAUGAACCAACCGCCAUAAAACCGGUCCCAUACUAAUGAAGUACGCUCUCCUUUUUAAACGACAUGCUUUAAAUUCAUGAAAGGCAUGAAUAUUACAUUUACGUUAUUAUAUUUACGUUACACAUAUGUCUGAUACUAGUGUUAAUUGCUAAAAAUGGUGAAACAGACAAUAGGGUAAUGACUACUAGUCAAAUCAGUUUCUUUUUCGACGUGUCAAAUGGAUUUGCCACUAUGGAAUUAACAUGAAGUCCUAGCAAAUGACGUCACCCUUCAUAGUUCUAUACACUUUAUAAAAUAGAAAUUGUGUCUAAAAACACUUCUGUCUACGUUUUUCUAUUAAAGUUCUAGUGAUUUAUUUUAUACAUGGUGUGAAAUAAUUUAUAUUAAAUACAGUCAACACCCCUAUAGAGAUGUUCUAGGUACGAAAACUAGUAGUAGUACUAGCUUUGAACAUGCUCUUCAAAAAUCUAAAUCCACAGCACAGGCUUCGUCAAAAGCGUAGGUACUAAACGGAAUCCGCAACAAACUUCGUCCAAUCUACAUCAGUGAUAAUCCGCCACAGGCUCCAUCAAAAAUGUGCAAGAUAAAAUCCGGAAUAAGCGUUGUCCAAAAAUCUAACAAUACCUACGCCUUCACGUUAGUCCCCGUUCCGUUCCAAAAAUACUGGCCACUUUACCGAUCUGUACUGCCAGUGAUAUUUGCUGGACCAGGUAUGAAACCAGACGUAGAUGUAUGUUACAUGUUCAUGUCAGAUUUCAUUUUAUUUCCGAAUGUUUUAUAUGAGAGCGUAACUUCUAAUCUAUGGCGUCGGCUAGGUUUGUGUGAAAAUUAAUUGGAAACAAAACCAAAUCUAAGAAGGACCAAUACGAGUAUCAUGUUCACAUGGGCUAUUGAUCAAUUAAUAUUUGUUGAAGGCUCAAACCAGUAGCUUGUUACUUAGAGGGAAUCAUGCCAUAGUUUAUGCCUUAACUAAUAGAUAUAACGUAAUAGACUAAUCUGGUUGACUACACGGCACCCAUGUUUCAGAAUUUUCUUUAGUUUUAAUUAACAAUUUACUUCAAUCGUCGGGCUAUAACGCAAACACACGUAGUUUUCGUGCUUAAUUUAACUAAGUGUGCUAUUUUUAGUAAAUGUAUACAGCACUGGUUGCUUGCUACUCUAACUUAUAGCUGCGUCUCUUAUCCGACGAUUGAGGAAAAUGUAGAGCCUAUCAUUAGUUGCGUGCUUGGCGUGCCAAAGGUGACAAAUAAGUAUCUGUUUCGAUUCACUGUUAGACGCCAAAAUGAUAUAAGGUAAUUACGGGUAAGUGUAACUAAGGUGUGUGUGUGUGUAACUGGCCUUCACAUUAGGGCCGGUUUACACAUUGAUUAGUGUCGAAUAAAUGAACUUGCAAUAAACACUAAUGGAUGUGGAAACUGGCCCUAAUGUGAAGACCAGUUCUAUACUAACCUCGUAGCUACACUUAGCCGUAUUGACCUUACUUGAAUAGUCUAUUUUGAGUGAUAAGAGUAUAAAAAUGUGUUUUCAACCUUAUCAAAAGUAUGACCCUAUAAAAACAUUGUUAUAUAUUUUUGAGACGUUGAUUGAGACAUUUCUAUACUUGUUUAUAGAUAAUAUGUAUCAUCAAAAUCAUGAUAAAAUAUAACAUUAACAAGACGAUUUGUAUAAAUGAAAGUGUGUAGGUAGUUUAUGAAUGUAAAGAUUGAGUGAGCACCUCUUUUAAAUUAUUUAUUUUAUAUUUUUUAAUCCAACGUGAAUGUCUAUAUUUGAAAUUAACCGAAUAUAAUUAAUUAUACACCUUACGAUUAUGGAACUGGUAUGUUAAAUUGAUUGCAUUCGUUUUUAUUUAUUGCCUUAUGAAUCUAGUGAUGUGCCGUGGGAAUUUUCUUGGAACAAGGAAUAUUCCCUUGUGGAAAAUUCCUGGGAAAUCUCCCCUGUUCCCGGGAACGUUCCCUAAACAGGAGAAUCUUGAAAGAUUAAGUGAAUUACAACUUUAAUUAAAGCUAGUUAUUUACAAGUAAUUGCGUAAACUAGUAAUAUAAAGCGUAAACUGUAAAUGGCUUCCCAACCAAAAUUAUUUGAAAAGUGGGUUUGCUUAAAACAGUCGCCACUUUGGAUUUUU
Molecule: messenger RNA, 7760 nt
Organism: Cydia pomonella (codling moth)
Lineage: Eukaryota; Metazoa; Arthropoda; Insecta; Lepidoptera; Tortricidae
Product: serine/threonine-protein phosphatase 2A 56 kDa regulatory subunit gamma isoform-like
Exons: 11
Coding region: 144-1970 (608 amino acids)
Biological process (GO): protein dephosphorylation; signal transduction
Cellular component (GO): cytosol; nucleus; protein phosphatase type 2A complex
Molecular function (GO): protein phosphatase activator activity
Source: RefSeq, a predicted model, not a curated record